UCCAGAAUUCCGAGUAUCUAUGUCAAUUCCAUUUACACACGUUGGUAUAGACUAUGCAGGACCGAUUCAUAUGAAAUGACGAGGACAAAAAACAUUUAAAGGAUAUAUAGCUGUAUUUGUUUGUAUGGCAACAAAAGCUAUUCAUUUAGAAGCAGUAAGUGAUUUAACAACCGAAGCGUUCCUAGCUGCUUUGAAAAGAUUUUUUGCUAGAAGAGGUAAAAGUCAACAUAUAUAUUCGGACAAUGGAACAAAUUUUGUCGCAGCUUUGUAGAAGAUUAGACCGAGAUUUUAAAAUGGCAAUCCAAAAUAAUUCAGCCGUAGCUCCCAUAUUAGAAGCAGAUAAAAUUCAAUGGCAUUUCGGGCCCCCGGCAGCUCCUCACUUCGGAGGAAUUUGGGAGGCAGGAGUGAAGUCGGUGAAAUAUCAUUUAAAAAGAGUGAUAGGCGAAACUAAAUUGACAUUUGAAGAAAUGAUUACUUUGCUAUCACAGAUUGAAGCAAUACUGAAUUCACGACCUUUAUGUGCGAUAGAAAGUGAAAGCGAUAUAGACGUUUUAACGCCUGGCCAUUUUUUAAUAGGAUGUCCAAUAAUAGAUUGUCCUGAAGCAAUUAAUGAUAACCAAAUAGGUUCAUUAGAUAGAUGGAAAUUAAUACAAAAACUUAAAAAAGACUUUUGGAAACAAUGGGAAAGCGAAUAUGUUGUAAUGUUGCAACAACGCAUGAAAUGGAAAACCAAACAAGCUAAUCCCGUACAAGGACAAAUAGUUAUUAUUAAAGAUGAAGAAACUCAUCCAGCCAAAUGGCCAUUAGGAAAACUUAUUGAAACUCAUCCGGGAAAGGAUGGAAAUAUAAGAGUUGUAACUCUAAAAUUACAAAAUGGCAUACUUAAACGGCCCGUUCACAAAUUAUGCCCACUGGAGGUAACAAACAGCAGUAGAGCAGAGGAAGCAAAUCAUGUGACAAGUUUGCUGACUUCGAAAAUAACAAAAAAUACUGCAACCUCAGAACGACCGAGUAAAUCAAGCAAAUUGAUGAUGUGGUUCUUAACGAUACUCAUGCUAGCAACACAAACUAAGUCAUUAUACAUUAAUGAUACAUCUAAAUCAGGAGCUUCAGUGACUAAAGUAAAAAAUAAUACAGCAAUAUAUUUGGAACCGAUUAGUAAAAUGGACAUAAUAAAUUCAAAAUGGAAUUUAAUAGUCUAUUACGAAUUAGGUACUUAUUAUGAUCGGAUGCAUAAAAUACAAGAAUUUAUUAACAGACUUGAAAAUCAAUGCAAAAUAUUGACCUAUUACGAAGAUGCCUGCAUAAUGAUUACUGCAACUUUAAAUGACAAAUAUAAUAGUCUUAAAACAAAUAAUGAAUUGUUUAUGAAAAAACAAAAUAAAAAAAAGCGAGCACCAUUCGAAUUCGUUGGUUCAAUUUACCAUAUAUUAUUCGGAAUUAUGCUACAGAUAUACCCAGUUGUGAAGAAUCCACAACUACGCAAUCGUAGCGUGGCUUAUUCACAACUAUUGCGGCGUUAG
Molecule: messenger RNA, 1523 nt
Organism: Bactrocera neohumeralis
Lineage: Eukaryota; Metazoa; Arthropoda; Insecta; Diptera; Tephritidae
Exons: 3
Coding region: 243-1523 (426 amino acids)
Molecular function (GO): nucleic acid binding
Source: RefSeq, a predicted model, not a curated record